GGAAUGAACGGAGUCCCGCCUCCAGUUCUCUUUAUACAUCCAUGCCUGAAACCAGAGAGCCGGUGGGAGGAAGGGAAGCGGCUGUUGUACCCCUGGCUACUAUCGUUAUUAGAAACCGUUACCGCUGUCAUUUCCCCAAGGAAGUAAAUAGGGGACGUUUAUUCUCAACUGACGUUCUCCAUCUUUGAAGGAAACCGAGAGGUGUGAAGUAAUGAGAGUGGGGGAGAGAAGGAGGCAGGACUCCCAGUAGAACAUUGGCAGCAAAGUUGAAGGCCAAGCAAAGAUGCUGGAGGCGGAUGAAGACGCAGCAGGUGCAGCAGAAGAGAGAGAGGAGGCCGAGAUGGGGAGCGGAGACUAUACGUCUGAGAUGAGGCGGCUGAAUCUGGAGCUCCAGGAGGCCACGGAGGAGAAGCUCCAGGCAGCGCGCUAUGGCCUGGAGGUGCUGGAGGAAAACUCUGCUCUGAAGAUGAAGCACAGGCAGCUGGAAGAGGAGCACGAAGUCCUCAAAGGGGAGCUGCAGCAACUCAGAGCGGCAUUUUCAGAUUCUGUGAGCAGCCAGAAGCGUGCAGCUGCUGAUGGAGAGUGUCGGGAGGAGAACCUGAUGCAGGAGACGGCCACUAUGGAGGCCGCCUUGACAACUCGCAUGGAUGAAGUCCAGGCAGAGCUCAAACAAGCACGCCUUGCUCUGAGCAAUGCACAUGCAGAGAUCGAUAGACUGGGGGUGGUCUCCACCCAGCUGAAGAAGGGGUCAAAUGUGAAAAUCCUGAGGGCAGUAGGAGUGAAGUAUCCCAUGACCCCGGGGCAGCAGCAGACCUACGCUCGUUCCCAGAGUCCGUCCAUGCCAGCUUUCUGUGGGCCACAACAGAUUAGAGCAACAUAA
Molecule: messenger RNA, 880 nt
Organism: Notothenia coriiceps (black rockcod)
Lineage: Eukaryota; Metazoa; Chordata; Actinopteri; Perciformes; Nototheniidae
Product: protein bicaudal D homolog 1-like
Exons: 4
Coding region: 284-880 (198 amino acids)
Biological process (GO): regulation of microtubule cytoskeleton organization; microtubule anchoring at microtubule organizing center; protein localization to organelle
Cellular component (GO): Golgi apparatus; cytosol
Molecular function (GO): dynein complex binding; cytoskeletal adaptor activity; dynactin binding
Source: RefSeq, a predicted model, not a curated record